UAUUCUUCGGCGGAAAAGCCAGAAUAUCUUCAAUUUAUUUAUCAGUAACCUACCCCAUCAGAUAAAUUUAAAUACUUAGCUGGCGGAUCAAACUAGCAGUUAAGACGUUUGUCGAGGAGUUCAAGUCUACAAAGCAGAUUAAUUAUGGCAUCUACGAAGAAAAUUGCAGUCAUUGGUGGUGGAUUUGCGGGAAUUGGUUCUAUCGUUAUGCUGAAAGAAGAGGGACUAGAACCUAUAUGCUUUGAGCAAACAGAUAAACCUGGAGGCACUUGGAACUACAGAGAAGUGUCUAAUAUGGAAGGAGUUGCAUCCAUAAUGCCCACUACUAUCAUUAAUCAUAGUAAGGAAAUGGGAGCCCUCAGCAAUUUUCCACCGAAGAAAGAAUAUAACAAUUAUAUGAGACACAACGAGAUGUAUCAGUACGUGGAAGAAUUUGCCAGCGAGCACGAUUGCUUUAAACACAUUAAAUUUAAUAUGAUGGUCACCUGUGUUAAGCGUUCUAAAGAUUAUGAUGAAACAGGCCGCUGGGUGGUGACUGCAAAGAAUACGAUUACAGGUGAAGAACUUACUGACAUCUAUGAUGGCGUGAUGGUUUGUGUAGGUCACGUUAAUCGGCCGAUAAUGCCGAAAUAUCCUAAUGAGGAGAGCUUCAAAGGAAAAAUUAUACACACCCAUAGUUUGAAAGAGGUUGACGAAUAUAAAAAUCAAAAUGUCUUAGUUGUUGGAAUGGGCUGUUCUGCUUUAGAUGCUGCAGUUGGAAUAAGCAAUGUUGCCAAACAAGUCUAUUUAAGCACAAGGACUGGAUCAUAUAUUCUACACAGAGUUGGACCACACGGAUAUCCCAUAGAUUACGUUUUUAUGCGAAGGUACUUCUACAAAAUGAUGGAUAUUUUCCCAUUACAAGUAUGCAAUUGGUAUAUGGAGAAAUUCUAUAUUGAUAACAGGUUCCAUCAUAAACUAUAUAAUGUACCUCCAAAAUAUCACUUCUUUAACAAGGAUCCUGUCAUUAAUGAUCAUUUUGGCUCAAAGUUGCUGUCUGGAUCUAUAAUUCAAAAGAGAGAUAUUGAACGUUUUACAGAGAAGGGUGUCUAUUUCGAAGAAAGCAGUGAGGAGACAGAAAUAGAUGCUGUCAUUAUGGCCACUGGAUACACAUGGAAAUUUCCAUUCUUAGAAGAGGGAAUAGUAACUCAAGAAAAGAACGGACGAAUCAAUUUAUACAAAGGAAUAUAUCCUCCUCAACUCAAACAUCCAACUCUUGCAAUAAUUGGUUUCCUCUUGACAUUCGGACCUGGGUUUCCAACUGGCGAGUUACAGUGUCGAUGGGCAGCUCAUAUGCUUGCAGGAAAAGGACACUUACCAUCCUCAAGAAAAAUGCUAAAAGAUAUCGAAAGAACGCAUCAUGCAAACGCGAAGAGAUAUUCCCCAAGUGAUAAAAUGACUUUGAGGGUUGACUGUUUGCAAUACAUGGACGACAUUGCAUCAAAGUUUGGGGUAAAGCCAAACUUGCCUAAGUUAUUUUUUACUGACAUCCGGCUAUUUUGGAAGAUAUAUUGGGGCCCUUUCGUCUCUUAUCAGUAUCGACUUCAAGGACCACAUAAAUGGGAAGGAGCAAGAGAAGCCAUUAUGACAUCGAAGAAGCGAAUGUUAUAUCCAUUAAGAAGGGAAAGAAUAAAUCGUUGAAAUUGUAUUAUAACGAAUAUUCAUUAGAUACAAUAUAAAAAUUAUAUGGAAGUAAUAUAUGUACUAUAUUCAUACCUAUAUAUAUGUAAAUAUUUAAGAAGAACCAAGAAAUAUUUAAAGAAAGACAGAUUUUAUUACUAAAAAUUCGUUUUAUUAUUGUCCAAUCAAAAAAAGGUGUUGCAAAGAAUCUGCCUAAAACAGUUUUUAUACUGCGAUAUGACAUGGGCGUAAUUUCCAAUCUCUGUUACUGAAACUUUCUGCCAAAGUUUAUCUAUGUACUUAAAUGUUCCUUUAUUUUUUAAUACGUAUCAAAAUAAGACCCUUAUACAAACUCAUUUAAACUUAUUUAAAAACUCAAAUAUCAGAUAAUUUUGUAAAAUAAUUCUACAGAAAAUAAGAGGAAAAAUGUCAUUUCUUGCAUUCAAAAUGCUUUUUUAUUAAAUAUGCAUAGUUAACAUGAAGUCAUUAUUAUUACCCAAAAAAGUAUUUCAUAUUUUCAAGCAUUUAGUUUUCUGUUAAGAGAAAAAACAUGAUAAUUAACUCUAGUCUUAUGUAGUGUUUUAUAUAAUUUUAAUUAAUGCUCGCUCAUAAAUUGAAUUGUUUUACAUUUCAACUCUGCAAUAUUCAAUUAUAAAUUACAACUUUUAACUUGAACAUGAGUUAUCAUUUUCAAAUAUUUCGCCAACUAUGCCAAUUUGCAAAACUGGAAAUUCAGUACUGAAUGAAAAUAAAAUUAUUUUUAUUUUUC
Molecule: messenger RNA, 2428 nt
Organism: Stegodyphus dumicola
Lineage: Eukaryota; Metazoa; Arthropoda; Arachnida; Araneae; Eresidae
Product: flavin-containing monooxygenase 5-like
Molecular function (GO): NADP binding; N,N-dimethylaniline monooxygenase activity; flavin adenine dinucleotide binding
Source: RefSeq, a predicted model, not a curated record